Molecule: messenger RNA, 1746 nt
Organism: Fonsecaea multimorphosa CBS 102226
Lineage: Eukaryota; Fungi; Ascomycota; Eurotiomycetes; Chaetothyriales; Herpotrichiellaceae
Exons: 1
Coding region: 1-1746 (581 amino acids)
Biological process (GO): protein folding in endoplasmic reticulum
Cellular component (GO): endoplasmic reticulum; endoplasmic reticulum membrane
Molecular function (GO): FAD binding; thiol oxidase activity; protein-disulfide reductase activity
Source: RefSeq, a predicted model, not a curated record
AUGCGCCUGCAACGUGCCUCGCAGUUUUUCCUUGCCUUCUACCUCUUCUUGCAUCCACACUGCGUUCAAGCAGAGCCUCAAUGCGCCAUAGAUCCCAAUUCAGUCGUGACCGAUGCCUGCGCCUCCUACGCAGACCUCGAAAGGCUCAACGCCAACCUAUACCCUUCGCUAGAAGACCUGACCCAACACACCGAUUUCUUUGCCUACUACAGAUUAAACCUCUACAACAAGGUCUGUCCCUUUUGGACCGAUGAGAAUUCCAUGUGCGGCAACCGGGCAUGUGCCGUCGAGACAAUAGAGGAUGAAAGUGACAUACCGCCUAUCUGGCGAGCCGCAGAGUUGAGCAAACUGGAGGGUGCCAGGGCAAAACACCCUGGGAUUGCCCAACAGCGAGAAAGACCGAAAGACCGACCGCUGCAAUAUCAGUUGGGCGAGAACGUGGACGAGAGUUGUGUGCUGGAGGAAGACGACGAAUGUGACCAAAGAGACUAUUGCGUUCCCGAAGAUGAGGGCGCCGCAGCCAAGGGAGACUACGUGAGUCUGGUUAACAACACGGAACGAUACACCGGCUACUCGGGAUUGGGUGCUCGACAAGUCUGGGAUGCCAUUUACAAGGAGAACUGCUUCGCACCAAAAUCUCCCAGACAUGCCUCUUUGAAACCGAAACCUCUCCAAGCCGCAGAGAGUCUCAAGACCGUCUUCCAAGAGUAUGGGCGCCAACAUGUCGACGAUUCGGACGACCUGUAUCCCCUCGACGAUGAAUGUCUAGAGCAACGGGCCUUUUAUCGUAUCGUCAGCGGCAUGCAUGCAUCCAUCUCCACGCACAUUUGCUGGGAAUACUUCAAUCAAACCACCGGCGAAUGGGUCCACAACCUUGAUUGCUACAAGGAACGGCUGCACAAGUACCCGGAGCGCAUCUCCAAUAUCUACUUCAACUACGCCAUCCUGACGCGCGCAGUUGCCAAGUUGAGGAGACACCUCGAGUCCUAUACAUUCUGUUCUGGCGAUCGCGACCAGGAUUUCCAAACCAAACACAGAGUCCUUGCGCUGGCAGACACAGCAGCAUCUGGCCCGCACACCUUCGAUGAAUCCAUCAUGUUUCAGGACCCCUCGGUCAUGGUGCUCAAGGAUGACUUCCGGAACCGGUUCCGUAAUGUGUCCAGGUUGAUGGAUUGCGUGGGUUGCGACAAAUGCAGGCUCUGGGGGAAGCUUCAAACCGCUGGCUACGGAGCCGCAUUGAAAGUGCUGUUUGAGUAUGAUGAGAAUAAGAACGGUGAAAAUCCUCAUUUGAGGAGAACCGAGUUGGUGGCGUUGGUCAAUACGCUCGGUCGUCUCAGUCACAGCCUGGAUGCAAUCCAAAAGUUCCGCACUGCUCUCAACACUGGGGAUAUGAGUGUGCUGGACAUUCAAGGUCCGCUUCCAUUGUCUGCAAAGAGUGACGCCAAGAUUGAUUCGGGCGACACCGAAAAUCCAGAGGACACCGAUUUUGACGACUUGUACGACGAUUUGGACGUUAAAAACUCACCUGUUCCACAGCAGGGGAGUGCGAUUGCCGAAGCAUUCUGGACCGAGCUUGAUCUGGUCUGGCGCGCAUACAAGAUGGUUCUGCGGUCUUGGGUCGAGCUGCCGUUCAAAUUUGGGGCUAUUUUCAUCAUGGAAAUGAAUCGCCUGUGGAAUUUCUGGUUGGGAUUGCCGGUCCCGGAUCGGUCGUGGGAUUUCCACUUUCCCAGUCGCGACGAGCUGUAG